UUUAUCCGCGGUGUAUUCCAUUACAGUGUAUUCCUGCGAGGACAGGUUAGAUCAAGACGUAUUGUUGUGUAUUGCGUUUUAGGAAACGUUUAUACUAACAACGUUAUCACUUCAGAUAUUACUCGUUGCUACAAAAGUGUGUGUUAAAAAAUACCUGAGAAACAAUGUUGCGUGUCGGAGUUAGAACUGUUCGCAGCGCUUUAGGAAGCAGAAGUUUUGCAAAUGCACCGGCCCAGGCACAAACAGAUUCGACAGCCUUUAAAGUUCAGGAUACAAAAGAUUUUGAUGAUCGCGUAAAGAAGUCCAAGGUGCCUGUGAUCGUUGACUUUUUUGCAACAUGGUGCAAUCCAUGCCGCAUGCUCACACCACGUAUAGAAUCAGUAAUCGCGGAAAAGCAGGGAAAAGUUUUGUUAGCGAAAGUCGAUAUUGACGAGAACAGUGACUUGGCUUUGGACUACGAGGUUGGUUCUGUACCAGUAUUAAUUGCUAUGAAGGACGGAAAGGUUUUAGAACGUGUUGUUGGUCUUCAAGAUGUAGAUAAGCUUAAACAGUUUGUAGAUAAGUAUACAACAGAGUAAUGUAAUUUAUUUUAACUACGAUCAUGAUUGAAAUAUCCUGUAGUUGACGGAACACUUGUAUAAUUUUUUGUACAAGAAUAUUUCCUGUUAAUAAGUACAAAAUGGAACUUUUUAACAGUGUAUAGCCCUUAAUUUAUAGGGAAUUGUUGAAAUUGUUAAAUAAAUCUUGUACGUGUAAUAAA
Messenger RNA from Megalopta genalis, 760 nucleotides. Its product is annotated as thioredoxin, mitochondrial. Lineage: Eukaryota; Metazoa; Arthropoda; Insecta; Hymenoptera; Halictidae. The record is from RefSeq and is a predicted model, not a curated record. Gene Ontology annotation, molecular function: protein-disulfide reductase activity. Gene Ontology annotation, cellular component: mitochondrion. Gene Ontology annotation, biological process: cell redox homeostasis.